GUCAAACUCAGUGACGCUCUGUUAGGCGUGAUCGGUCCCAGGAACUUUCGUCCGACAGGAAUUGAACUGCGUUCAGACUCUUCCUGAUGCUGCUAGAAAAUUCUCGAACUUUCUGCGCGGGUAUAAACUAGAAUGGGUCCCAAGCGGAGCUGACAGAACGGUAGCGUUCUUCAACAGUAAGUGUACAGUUCAGGUUAGGCUUUAAUUACGUUUAUAUACCAUUCCAUAGAUAUACUACCUGCAACCGGACCAGCGCAUUUAAAGAGAUUCUACCUUGUGCGAAUUUGAUUGGCAGUCAGCACAGGCUCAAGCAAGGGAACUUUAAACUAUUUCUCGCAGCUAUUCGGAAUUAACACACCGACAGCUACAUGGUCAAAAUGGGUAAAGACUACUAUAAUGUUCUGGGCAUACAGAAAGGGGCGACGGAGGACGAGAUCAAGAAGGCUUAUCGCAAGCAGGCUCUGCGUUACCACCCGGAUAAAAACAAGUCUCCCAAAGCCGAGGACAAGUUUAAAGAAAUAGCUGAAGCUUAUGACGUCCUGAGCGACCCAAAGAAAAAGGACAUUUACGACCGAUUCGGCGAAGAAGGGUUGAAAGGAGGAGGCCCCCCAGGAGGAGGGGAUGUUCCCGGGGGCCCUAGUUUCAGCUACUCCUUCCAAGGCGACCCCCACGCCAUCUUCGCCGAGUUCUUCGGGGGCCGGAGCCCCUUCGACCAGUUCUUCCCCCGAAACGGUGGGGGCCCAGACGGGGACAACAUGGACACUGACGAUCCCUUCGCCCGUUUCGGGAUGGGGGGCGGUGGCAUGGGGGGGUUCCCCCGUUCCUUCAGCACAGGGAUGGGGGGAGGGGGGAUGGGGGGGCAGAUGGUUGAGAAGCACCAGGACCCACCCGUGCUCCACGACCUCAGGGUGACCUUAGAGGAGGUGCUCUCAGGCUGCACUAAGAGAAUGAAGAUAUCCCACAAGCGGCUGAACGCAGACAGACGGACCCUCCGGAUGGAGGACAAGAUCCUGGAGGUGGAGAUAAAGAAGGGAUGGAAGGAGGGGACGAAGGUCACCUUCCCUAAAGAGGGGGACGAGACGCCGACUAACAUCCCGGCAGACGUGGUGUUCGUGGUCAAGGAUAAGCCACACCCGGUGUUCCGGCGAGACGGCUCUGACAUCGUUUACCCCGCCAAGGUCUCCCUCAGAGAGGCAUUGUGCGGCUGCACGGUCAUCGUCCCCACGUUGGACGGCAGGACAGUAACCGUGACGACAGGGGACGUGGUGCGUCCGGGGAUGAAACGCCGCAUCACGGGGGAGGGCCUUCCUCUGCCCAAGCGGCCCGAUCGCCGCGGUGACCUGCUGGUGGAGUACGAGGUGGCGUUUCCGGAGAGACUGAGUCAGAGUGCCAAGGAGACCAUCGCACAGGUGCUUCCACCCUAGUCCUGAUAGCUAUAAGCUAUGAACUACUUAAGGACAAAAUGGACGGAGCAGACGAACAGUGAAAAGCAACAUGUGGCUCUCCUCCCUAUCGCCUCUGACCAAAGAACGUUUAUCGCCUCCAUUUUCUGUUCCUUUCCUGACGAGUGUUGAAUCGCCAUCGUUCGUCGACACCCAUCAGGUGACCUACUGCGCACAGCCAACUUUCGUUACGAUGUCUCUUGACCUUUAGUUGAGGAAACUGUCACUCUGGACCUCGUGAGUCCACUUCAGAACCACUAGUGAACUGAGGAAACUGUCACCCUGGACCUCGUGAGUCCACUUCAGAACCACAAGUGAACUGAGGAAACUGUCACCCUGGACCUCGUGAGUCCACUUCAGAACCACAAGUGAACUGAGGAAACUGUCACCCUGGACCUCGUGAGUCCACUUCAGAAGCAAUACAGGUGACUACAUGGACAGGGGGCACCUGAUCCCAGAUCAGCACUACUGCACUGUAGAACUAGAGACCAUCAUAAAUGUUGUUUGGCUUCCUUUAGUACGAGCCUCUUUUUAGCUCUACUUCUAUACUGGUGAAUGUUGCCAUGUACAGACUAGAGCCAUUGGCUUGUUAGCAGUGGUUUCCUGACCUCUCCUCUGGGACCCUCAGACAUUUAACCACGUUGUUGUAGCCCUGAACUGGCUCACCUGGUUCACCUAGUCAAGGGCUUGAACUGGCUCUCCUGGUUCACCUAGUCAAGGGCUUGAACUGGCUCUCCUGGUUCACCUAGUCAAGGGCUUGAACUGGCUCGCCUGGUUCACCUAGUCAAGGGCUUGAACUAGCUCGCCUGGUUCACCUAGUCAAGGGCUUGAACUGGUUCACCUGGUUCACCUAGUCAAGGGCUUGAACUGGUUCACCUAGUCAAGGGCUUGAACUGGUUCACCUGGUUCACCUAGUCAAGGGCUUGAACUGGCUCUCCUGGUUCACCUAGUCAAGGGCUUGAUAAUUAGUUGAUAUGAGAGAGAGAUAUUAGGGUGAGAAUGAAUGGAUUCUAUUGACUCCCUCUCCAAGACAUUUACUGCCAGAGAGACUGUUGGAGUAAGAGAUUCAUCAUGAUUCAUCUUGUCAAGGGCUUGAUGAUUGGUUGACUAAUGUAAUCAGGUGUUCUAGCUCUUGAGUAGAUGAAAUACAUUCGUCUGCGUGUCCCCCAGGAGAGGUCUGAAAACUCCUGUUUUGGGGGAAUAGAUUUGUAUCGCUUGGUGGCAUUUCUUGACAGAUGGCGUCUUUUCAUGCAUCUAUUCUAGUGUUUAGGUAUCAUGGGUUGUUUUCAUGUAUCUAUUCUAGUGGUUUAGGUAUCAUGGGUUGUUUUCAUGUAUCUAUUCUAGUGGUUUAGGUAUCAUGGGUUGUUUUCAUGUAUCUAUUCUAGGGGUUUAGGUAUCAUGGGUUGUUUUCAUGUAUCUAUUCUAGUGGUUUAGGUAUCAUGGGUUGUUUUCAUGUAUCUAUUCUAGGGGUUUAGGUAUCAUGGGUUGUUUUCAUGGUUUUGGAUUCUGAUCAAAUCAAUAGAAAGUAUUGCCACUGAUCACUGAUCAAUGCCCAUAGUGUAAUAAUACCAGUAGUCAUUGGUUUAGAAGAGAAACAACGCUAUUGGAAUAUAUAGAAAUAUAAUCUAUAGAACAGACCUUCCCAUUCUAGUCAAUGCAUUGAAAUGGAAGAUCCCUCACCUCAAUAUAGGGACCAUUAUUUCUCCUUCACAACAGGAACUAGUUUUAUGUUUAAAUCAUGUAGUUUAUAAUCAAGGAAUCCUUUUAAGAAAAACGUUAACCCUGGACAGAAUCUUCUAAAACUACAACCAGACUUAGUUUGCUAUACAUUUGUCAUGUGUGUAUUAUAUUUCUGAACAGUUUGCUAUACAUUUGUCAUGUGUGUAUAAUAUUUCUGAACAGUUUGCUAUACAUUUGUCAUGUGUGUAUAAUAUUUCUGAACAGUUUGCUAUACAUUUGUCAUGUGUGUAUUAUAUUUCUGAACAGUUUGCUAUACAUUUGUCAUGUGUGUAUUAUAUUUCUGAACAGUUUGCUAUACAUUUGUCAUGUGUGUAUUAUAUUUCUGAACAGUUUGCUAUACAUUUGUCAUGUGUGUAUUAUAUUUCUGAACAGUUUGCUAUACAUUUGUCAUGUGUGUAUUAUAUUUCUGAACAGUUUGCUAUACAUUUGUCAUGUGUGUAUUAUAUUUCUGAACAGUGUUCUAUACACAGAAUGUAUUUUCUACGUGAAUACCUUUCCUAGGUAAAUAAAGUAUGUUUUGUUCCAGAUAAA
Messenger RNA from Oncorhynchus kisutch (coho salmon), 3713 nucleotides. Its product is annotated as dnaJ homolog subfamily B member 1. NCBI's taxonomy places the organism in Eukaryota, Metazoa, Chordata, Actinopteri, Salmoniformes, Salmonidae. Gene Ontology annotation, biological process: negative regulation of transcription by RNA polymerase II. The transcript is spliced from 4 exons. The record is from RefSeq and is a predicted model, not a curated record. The coding region runs from base 369 to 1424 and encodes 351 amino acids. Gene Ontology annotation, cellular component: cytosol. Gene Ontology annotation, molecular function: Hsp70 protein binding; transcription corepressor activity.